Molecule: messenger RNA, 2127 nt
Organism: Limulus polyphemus (Atlantic horseshoe crab)
Lineage: Eukaryota; Metazoa; Arthropoda; Merostomata; Xiphosura; Limulidae
Gene: TORIP
Product: torsin-1A-interacting protein 2-like
Exons: 3
Coding region: 480-1229 (249 amino acids)
Biological process (GO): membrane organization
Cellular component (GO): membrane
Molecular function (GO): ATPase activator activity
Source: RefSeq, a predicted model, not a curated record
AAUACGAUUUUUUUUAGAGACAAAGUUGUAUUUUUAUUAUACAUGUAUAGUAUAUGACUCCUUAUAUUGGCGGGGCGUGAUCUGUAUAGACUGGUUAUUUACGUGACGUUAGAUCCCUGAGACUGAUUUUCUAACAACGGAAUGGAAGAAAAUCGAGGUUUGGCACGUGAUCCAAUCCCAAGACUCCGUAAUACACCAAGCAAAAUGCAAAGAGAGACCACUUGUUCACCCUACAGAAGAAAAAAGGGUUGUGAUGAAAAGCAUAUGAAACAGGAUGAUAAUGAAAAAUCAGAGGUUGAAGAACAAUGUUUUGAAGUGCAAAAUGAAGAGGAGCAGGUGUCUCCAGGUACUGGCAAUGAAAUGAGAGUUAAAACUGAUCAAAUGACAUCCAACCGCAGUGAAGAAUAUGAAAAAAAAAAAUUAAAUUUAAAAUAACUGAGAAGAGAAAAGAUGGAAGUUCUGAAAGUAAAACAAUUACAAUGGACAAAUGUAUUAAAAAGAAUCAGUCUAUAUCAUAUAACACAACAUAUGUAUUCUAUACUGUUUUCAUUAUGUUUUUGUGUGUGUGUUUGAGCUAUUGCAUGUUUAUGCUUAUACAACCAUUAACACAUGUUAAUUCUUCAGGCACAUUUGAAAGUUAUUUUAAAGAAAUAAAAAGUGAAUAUUCAGAACAGUAUGACCUAAGUUGGAAAAUUGUAAAAUCUUCUGUGAAGUCUGUCUUGAACCAUGCCUCUCCAGAAAGUCCUGCUGUAGUGUUAUUGUUAGGCAUGAAAGAAAAUGAAGAUAGAAUUAACAUUAUUACUGAUAAGUUAGCUAGAGUCAUUGCAAUAAGUUUUAAUGAAACUCUUCCAGAAUACAAAGAUUUUGACCUUAAUAAUCUGGCUAGUAUAUCUGAUUAUGUGGAAGUUAAACACAAAAUUGUAGAAACCAUUAGUACUUCAGUGGAAUGGAACAAACACCAUGUUCUUGUGAUACAUCAUUUGGAGAAGAUUCCAGCUAAAGGAGCCAUGGCUUUUCAUUCAUUUUGUGACCAUGAGAGUGCUCCGUAUAAGAACGUAGUUUACUUGUUUAGAGCUUCCAUAUCAGAAAUGCCACUUAAGGAAGACAUCCAACUGUUUGAUAGUAUAGCAACUAAAUAUUUAAACCAGAUAUGGGAAAAAGAUUUAGAUCAAGACAAGAGAGGUGCAUUGAUAAGUCGUUUAACUAGUGCAGUUGCUAUGUUUAAGUGAAAUGUAACAUGAAGUUUUAUUGUUCAUUUCUAGAUUGGGCAGAAACUGAAUGACAGACAAAUAUUUUUAUCCACUAAAUUUAAUACCUUGUUUAUAUUUACUCACUUUACAUAUUGCAAUUCUGUAUCUAACAAGACACUAAUUAUUUUGUCCAUGAUACACAUGUUAAAAAUCAUCUACUCAUAGAAACAAAUUAAUUAGUUUUUGUUUUUUAUAGGGAAUAUUAAUAUCAAAGUAAUCUAACAUUCUGUAACAUUAAAGAGAAGUUACAUUAUUGCUGUUUAAGAGUUGGAUGUUAAAACUACAGGUUUUCUACUACCAAAAUGAUAUGACAGAUAACUUGUAUCUUGUUUGAAAUUUAAUAAAAAACAAUACAAGUAUUAGGGGAGGUCUGAAAAAUGACUUAAUUGUUUGUUCACCUUUUUACAUUUAAUAUUUCUAGAUGUAUAUUGAACUUUUUAUUGUGUAACUUUGUGGGUUUGUGUGACUUCUUUGAAUAAUUAAAAACUUGAUUAAGAUUGCCUAUAUAUAUAUGUAACGUAUAAUAUGGUAAUAAAAGUGUCACAGUAAGUAAAAUAGCUUUUAAUUAGAAAACGACAAGAGUAUUAGUAUGUUACAUUAGUGAUAAUACAUUGUGCUGUAAAUAAGAAUUAUUACAUACAGUAUUAUGUGAUAUAUAUAUAUAAAAUGUAUACAAUACUUUUCUUGUUUAAAAUUAUUGAAGUGAUUUUAUCAUGUGGUGUAAAAAGCAUCUUGGAACUCAUUAGAUUCAUGCCUAUCUCUAUCCAUGUCAAAUUUUUAGGUGUAAGAAGAAGCAAUUAAUGUUUUAGUUAUGGUUACAUUAUAGUGAAAUUCUUGUUACUGUAGGUGGUGUGAUUAAUAAAGUUAAUGAAACAUU